Molecule: messenger RNA, 1382 nt
Organism: Ostrinia furnacalis (Asian corn borer)
Lineage: Eukaryota; Metazoa; Arthropoda; Insecta; Lepidoptera; Crambidae
Exons: 6
Coding region: 167-937 (256 amino acids)
Source: RefSeq, a predicted model, not a curated record
UGGCUUAUUAACAUCUGACGAACGCACACCACCGCGAUCGCUGCAGCGCUGCGCACGAGUCUGAUUGCGCUCGGAUCGACUAGAACACUUUUAGCCGUCAUUUUGUUGUGUUUUAUCCUUGUUUUUGUGGAAAAUAACAGUUGAAAGUGCACCAAAAAGUGCCAACAUGACUACAGUGACCAGUCGGUGGUGCAACAACCUUCGGAUAAAAUGUUUCCUCAUAGGAUACAUGAAUUUGAUCGCUAGCAUUGUGGAUAUAGCGUGUCAUAUCGCCAUCGUCGCCAUUGUGUCGAAUGGAUUCCAGUGUGAUGUCGACGAGGAUUCGCUCGCAAGCAUCGACUGGCCCUGGCUAGAACCGUUCCUCCUGGUCAUCAACCUUGGGACCCACGGCUUCUAUCCGUUCCCGCUCAUCCUAAGGAACAGAAAUAACGUGUUCAUAGACUACAUGCCUAUGAGCUCCCAGCCUAAAUGCUACCCUGGCAUGCUCCACGUAUACUUAGUGGAUAUUCUCAACCUUAUGAUCAACGUCAUUUGGUUGAAGUUCGUGAAGGCGUAUGUCGUCGCGCUGCACCGGAAAGACCCAGAGCCAAUGCGCAUGUUCUUCGGCCUGUCUGUGGUGAAGCUGGUCCUCCAGGUCAUGUACUUCAGCUACCAGCCUGAGUUCAGAUAUGUGUCCACCAUCGAGGCGUACUGGUUCGUCAAGCUCUUCGAUAUUGUGCUUGCCGCAAUCUUCCUCAUCAUCAUACACCAGUACAUUAAACAAUUGAGGCAAGAGAAAACUCGGCCAGUCGAAGACCAGCCUCCUCCGUACAUCGAAUGCUUGAUCAAUGGGCCAGCAGGCCAGACCAAAGAACAGAAGGAAGUAAAGAACGACACAGAAGUAGCCAUGCCAGAGGAACAGAAGCCAAAAGAAGAAGCACCUGUCGUAAAAGUUUGAAUUUAAUUGUAAUUUAGUUAAUUAUGUUCUAAUUCUUUAGGGUCGAUAAACUAUAUUUAUGAAUGCAUGUGAUUAUAUUUUAAUGAACUGAAUGAAUGGUGUGCGAAAUUAUAAAUUCUCAAAAUUGGAAAUAUCAUUAUUUAUUCAAAAUAAUUUGAUUACAAGUAGUACUAUUUAUUAAAUCAGAAUAAAAAUGUCCUAAUUGGCAUUAAUUUAAAGUACUUAACUAAUUAAAUUGGAGUCAAAAAUCUCAAAUAUUCGAUACCGGGUAUUUUGAUUAAAUAUUUUUAUACAAGCAUACUAAUGUCAAAUUAAUUAGUAAAUAAAUAAAUUGGAAUUGCUCUUAUUUUAAUGAAAAUGACAAAAAACAUUUAAGGAAGAUCCUAUUAGUAUAUUAAGCUAACAUUAUGGCGUAGUUUGGAAAUAUUAUUGUAUUUAUUCCAUU